This is a messenger RNA of Mercenaria mercenaria, 3318 nucleotides long. RefSeq lists its product as uncharacterized. The transcript has a single exon. The coding region runs from base 1 to 3318 and encodes 1105 amino acids. The record is from RefSeq and is a predicted model, not a curated record. Gene Ontology annotation, biological process: DNA integration. NCBI's taxonomy places the organism in Eukaryota, Metazoa, Mollusca, Bivalvia, Venerida, Veneridae. Gene Ontology annotation, molecular function: nucleic acid binding.
AUGUGGACGUCCGACUUCAGCGACACAUCCCAUUACAAGAAAGAUUCCAUGUCAGUAGAAGACAAGAGGGCACUGGGUCUAAAGGAUUCUACACUAUCAUUUGUUAAUGGUCACUACGAGAUGGGACUUCCGUGGCGGAAGGAUGACGCUAGUUUGCCGAAUAAUUUAACACUUGCGCAUGCGCGCCUUCAUCAACUGAAAAGGAAACUCUCUCGUGACAACGUGCUACAUGAGAUGUACACCAAGACAGUAACAGACUACAUAGACAAAGGCUAUGCCAAAGAAGUGACUAAUGAAGGCUCAAACACGAAAAGAAUAUGGUACUUGCCUCACCAUCCUGUGACGAACGUGAAUAAACCCGGAAAGGUUCGUGUUGUAUUUGAUUGUGCCGCGAAAUUUAAGGAUAUUUCACUUAAUAGCCAGCUUCUACAAGGUCCCGAUAUGAUGAACAGCCUCGUAGGCGUACUAACCCGAUUUCGACAGGAACAAAUAGCUAUCUUCACUGAUAUAGAGGCGAUGUUUCACCAGGUUCGUGUGUGCGAGAAGGACUGUGACGCACUUCGCUUUCUAUGGUGGCCUGGCGGGAACAUGUCCAAGACACCUAAGACGUACUGUAUGCGGGUUCAUUUGUUUGGCGCUACUUCCUCCCCUAGCUGUGCGGCGUAUGCACUGAAGAAAACAACCAGUGAUAACGCAGAUAAAUUUGAAGCCGAGGUUAUAUCGACAGUUGACAGGAACUGCUACGUUGAUGAUUGUUUGAAGUCUGUCCCAUCUGUGAAGGAAGCAGUGAACCUUGCAGCAGAUUUACAGUCUCUGAUGCGUUUGGGUUGUUUCCGACUCACAAAAUGGAUAAGUAACAGUCGGACGGUACUAAACACGAUUCCGGAUUCCGAACGUGCACCGACGGUUGUUAGUCUCGACCCUAGGGACGUACUACCCUGUGACCGUGCAUUGGGCGUCAAAUGGAAUGUUAACGACGAUACUAUUACAUUUAAAAUCAAAGUUGCAGAUAAACCCUUGACGAGACGUGGUAUACUUUCCAUAGUUAGUGCGAUAUUUGAUCCACUAGGAUUUGUAUCACCAGUAACAUUACGCGCGAAGGCGAUUGUGCAAAACCUGUGCAGACAGAAGAUAGGCUGGGAUGAAGAAGUUCCACAGAAAGAACGUGACGAGUGGCAACGAUGGAUAGCCAACCUACCUCAUUUGGAACACUUGAGUAUUAAUCGUUGUUUCCGUCCUAGUCACUUCGGCGAAUUGAAGAACGUACAGCUGCAGGUGUUUAGUGAUGGUUCUGAGACAGGCUACGGCGCAUGCGCAUACUUACGAUUGACUGAUCAACACAAUAAAAUUGCCUGCAAGCUGGUAGUUGGGAAGUCAAGAUUAGCACCGAUAAAGCAAGCAUCUAUUCCACGGUUAGAGUUAUGUGGCGCUGUUGUGGCCUGCCGUCUUUAUGCCAUGAUGUCAGUGGAAUUGGACCUAAAGGUCGAUCAAGCCAUCUUUUGGACGGAUUCCAUGAUACUUCUUGGAUACAUUAACAACACUACUCGAAGGUUCAAGACAUUUGUUGGUAACAGAAUAAGUUACAUUCACGAAACGACACGUCCAGAACAGUGGCGGUAUGUAGACUCGGGUUCGAACCCGGCCGAUAUAGCUUCUAGGGGAAUUGACCCGAGUGAUAUGGAUGGCAUCAGCACUUGGCUAAACGGACCAGAAUUCAUUCUUCACGACGAAUCGAGUUGGCCUCGAUUACCUAAUGAGCCAGAAUUAGUAUACGGCGAUUCUGAAAUCAAGAAUGAUGUUGCAGUUAACGUGACGGCUUUGAAUACAGAACAUGAUUUACAUGUAAAUAAUUUCAUCAGGCACUACUCUGAUUGGACUAGACUACGGAGAGCGGUUGCGCGGUUACUGAGGUUCAUGAAGUACUGCAGACGACAUCACCUGACUCCAGACGAACAACAAGAACAACGCGAUCUAAGUGCAUCCGAGUUACUAAACGCCUCUCAUGCCAUACUGCAACAUAUACAUAAUACCUAUUUUAAACAGGAAAUAGAAGAUAUACGUAAAGGACAGCCUGUUAAGAAGGACAGUCGAUUAGUAACGUUAAACCCCGUAUUAGUAAACGGACUCAUCCGAAUGUAUGGAAGACAGAACAACACCGAUUAUAACACGUGUCCAGUUAUGCUCCCGCACGAUGAUCACGUGACACAGCUUAUUAUCCGUUAUUUCCAUCAGAACAACGGUCAUGUGGGAAGUCAGCAAGUACUUGCAGAAACAAGGGCAUAUUACUGGAUACUACGUGGUCCCAGCGCUGUAAAGAAAGUUAUUGGAAGUUGUUUCGUCUGUAAACGACAACACAGUCCUCCACUUACCCAGCAGAUGGCGCCAUUGAUCAAAGGACAGACGACACCUGACAAGCUGCCAUUUACGUUUGUGGGUGUAGAUUACUUCGGUCCCUUGAUGGUGAAGUAUGGACGAUCAUGCUCGAAGAGAUAUGGUUGUCUGUUUACUUGUUUAAACACCAGAGCAGUCCACAUCGAGGUGACACACAGUCUGACAACAGAUUCAUUUAUGGCGGCCUAUCAAAGAUUCUCAAGCCGGCGAGGAUAUCCAGAGAAGAUCUAUAGCGACAAUGGGACAAAUUUAGUGAGCGGAGACAAAGAACUAAAGAAGUCUAUAGAUGAGUGGAACCAGUCCAAGAUUGGACGAAUCAUGGUGCAGCAUGCUGUAGAAUGGCACUUCAACCCACCGCAUGCCAGUCACACUGGGGGUGCUUGGGAAAGAAUGAUUAGGUCUACGAGCACCAUACUCAAAGCUCUUGCGAGAGAACAACUACUUACAGACGAGAAAUUAUUGACCCUGAUAGCUGAGACAGAAAGAAUACUCAACGACAGACCGAUAACUCCUGUAAGCAGCGACCCAAGAGAUCCGCCUGCAUUGACACCAAAUAUGCUUCUUUUAAUGAAGUCUAAUACUAGUAUUCCGAGUGGAAUUUUCAAGAAGGAAGACGGUUACAGCAAGAGGUGGUGGAGACAGAUCCAAUACCUAGCAGACACAUUCUGGAAGAGGUGGAUUAAAGAGUAUUUGCCUACACUGCAAACUCGACAGAAGUGGCAGAGAGAAACACGUGACGUACAAGUCAAUGACGUGGUGCUCCUGGUGGAAGACAAAGUACCGAGAGGGCAGUGGCCGCUUGGCAGAGUUACCGAAAUCAUUGAGGGUAGGGAUGGGCAUAUACGUAAAUGUAAGGUUCAAUCUAGGAACUCGAGCUGCGUGAGACCAAUUACGAAGUUAUGUCUGUUAGAAGCUCAGAGUGAUUAA